This is a messenger RNA of Anguilla anguilla (European eel), 1039 nucleotides long. RefSeq names its product olfactory receptor 51L1-like. Gene Ontology annotation, molecular function: G protein-coupled receptor activity; olfactory receptor activity. The transcript has 2 exons. Gene Ontology annotation, biological process: G protein-coupled receptor signaling pathway. Gene Ontology annotation, cellular component: membrane. The coding region runs from base 33 to 974 and encodes 313 amino acids. Lineage: Eukaryota; Metazoa; Chordata; Actinopteri; Anguilliformes; Anguillidae. The record is from RefSeq and is a predicted model, not a curated record.
UGGACUAUCAGGAUUCAUUGUACAGCUUGACUAUGGAGAAUGGAUCAGUGGUGACAUCAUUCAUAUUGAUGGCAUACACUGAACUGGAAGACCAUAGAUAUGUAUACUUCACAGGUUUCCUGUUAUUGUUCAUCCUUAUGGUAUUAAUAAAUAUAAUUCUUAUAAUAGUCAUUUACAUUGAAGCAGGUCUCCAUGAACCCAUGUAUUUUCUUCUGUGUAGCUUAGCACUGAAUGGAAUUUAUGCCACUAUAUCUUUAUUACCCUCAGUACUUGUUAAUUUAAUGUCUCAUACUUAUGAAAUAUCUCUGACUGCUUGUCUUUUACAGAUCUUUUGUAUACACACAUGUGUUUCAGUUGAAUUUACUAUUUUAGCCGUGAUGGGCUAUGACCGGUACGUCGCCAUUUGUCAUCCACUACACUAUCACCAAUUAAUGUCUCAUAGAAAAGUGUGCACCCUUAUGGCAUUAUCCUGGAUUUAUCCAUGUACUAUUUUUGGACUCUAUUUCAUAUUAACUGUACAGCGGACGUUUUGUGGCAGGAUCAUAGAAAAAGCAUAUUGUGUCAAUUUUGAAUUAGUUAAACUGUCUUGUUUUGAAACUUCUAUUCAGAGCAAAGUUGGAUUUGCUGUAACUAUUUUUGUAAUUGUGCCACAGCUGCUCAUGAUACUAUUUUCCUAUGCACAAAUACUCAGAAUCUGCCUGCUUGCUUCUAAGGAAUCUCAGGCCAAAGCUAUUCAAACAUGCACCCCACACAUACUGGCUGUGAUUAACAAUGCAGUGGGUAUACUUUUUGAAAUCAUGCAGACUCGUUUCAACGUGAGUGUUAUACCUAAUAAAGCUCUCUUAUUCAUGUCCCUUUACUUCAUUAUAAUUCCCCCAUUGUUUAAUCCUGUAAUUUAUGGAAUUAGCAUUCAAGCAAUCAGGGUUCAGAUUUUCAAACGGUUUACUGGUAAGAAAAAUAAGUUAAUAAUGUAAUAUAUCUGCCAAGAUAAUUCAAGCUUAUAUUAUAUUAGCAUUUAUCAGAUACGCUCAUGCAGAGU